This is a messenger RNA of Haliaeetus leucocephalus (bald eagle), 2176 nucleotides long. It is a transcript of the gene GALNT4, whose product is annotated as polypeptide N-acetylgalactosaminyltransferase 4. The transcript is spliced from 2 exons. Lineage: Eukaryota; Metazoa; Chordata; Aves; Accipitriformes; Accipitridae. The record is from RefSeq and is a predicted model, not a curated record. Bases 111 to 1862 code for a protein of 583 amino acids. Gene Ontology annotation, cellular component: Golgi apparatus.
CCCUUCCUUAAGCGACAACUUUGUGAGCAAACCAGGAGGCGGGAGGAGGGGUUUGUCCCGCGGCGAGGAGGAGGAGGAGGAGGAGGAAGAGCUGCUUUUAACCGCCCGCGAUGAGGAUCCGUCUGGCGAGAAGAUGGACGUGGGUCCGCAAAAGCUGCGUGUUUCUCGGCUUCUUGAUGAUCGCUUACUUUGCGGUCGAGCUGUCGGUUUCUUCCUUCGGUGCCUCCCUCGCCGGGGAGAGCAUCACCAAAGGGAAAUGGGAGAGGCGCUUUUCUGACAGAGCAGGAGAAGCUGUGGAUUUGGCUCGUCCCGUGUAUGACAAAUCCCCGCCCGAUCCUUACGCCCCAGGAGAAUGGGGUAAGCCCUUUCGCCUGCAGCUGACUCCCGAGGAGAAGAAACAGGAAGAAGAGCUGAUCGAGAAGUAUGCAAUUAAUAUUUACGUGAGCGAUAAAAUCUCUCUCCACCGGCACAUUGAAGAUAAUCGACUGAGUGGCUGUAAAACCAAAUCUUACAACUACAGGAGGCUGCCCACAACAUCUGUUAUAAUCGCUUUUUACAAUGAAGCCUGGUCAACGUUGCUGCGGACGAUACACAGUGUUCUUGAAACAUCACCUUCGGUGCUUCUAAAAGAAAUUAUACUGGUGGAUGACUUGAGUGAUAAAGUGUAUUUGAAGAGUGACCUCGAAAAAUACAUAAGCAGUCUGAACAGGGUCCGUUUGAUAAGAACCAACAAACGAGAAGGAUUGGUUCGUGCACGCUUAAUUGGCGCUACCUUUGCUACUGGUGAUGUCCUCACGUUUCUAGACUGUCACUGUGAAUGUGUCUCCGGCUGGCUGGAGCCACUGCUCGAGAGGAUCGCUGAGAACGAGACUGUUAUUGUUUGCCCUGUCAUUGACACCAUUGACUGGAAAACGUUUGAAUACUACAUGCAAACGGCAGAGCCCAUGAUUGGGGGGUUUGACUGGCGGCUGACAUUCCAGUGGCACUCGGUGCCCAAACAUGAGCGGCUCAGGCGGAAAUCUGAAACCGACCCAAUCAGAUCCCCAACUAUGGCUGGUGGCUUGUUUGCUGUCAGCAAGAAGUAUUUUGAGUACCUGGGUACCUACGAUACAGGAAUGGAUGUCUGGGGAGGGGAGAACUUAGAAUUAUCGUUUAGGGUUUGGCAGUGUGGAGGCAUGUUGGAAAUUCAUCCGUGCUCCCAUGUAGGCCAUGUGUUUCCAAAGCGCGCGCCCUAUGCUAGACCAAAUUUCCUUCAGAACACAGCACGUGCUGCUGAGGUGUGGAUGGAUGAGUACAAAGAGCACUUUUACAACAGAAAUCCUUCAGCAAGAAAAGAAAACUACGGAGAUAUUUCUGAGAGAAAGAUAUUAAGAGAACGUUUGAAAUGCAAGAGUUUUAACUGGUAUUUAAAAAACAUAUUUGCUGAGUUGCAUGUACCAGAAGAUCGUCCUGGCUGGCAUGGUGCUAUCCGCAGCGCAGGAAUAGCUUCAGAAUGCCUCGACUAUGUCUUACCAGAACAUCAUCCUACUGGGGCUCACCUUUCUCUCUUCGGAUGUCAUGGUCAGGGAGGCAAUCAAUUUUUUGAAUACACAUCAAAUAAGGAGAUUAGAUUUAACUCUGUAACUGAGCUAUGUGCUGAAGUCCCUGAGCAUGAAGACUUCAUAGGUAUGAGGAGCUGCCCAAAAGAUGGAUCUCCUACCCCGGAAAUUAUUAUAUGGCAUUUCAAAGAAGAUGGGACUAUUUACCAUCCUCAUUCGGGAAAGUGCCUUACCGCUUAUCGUACAACUGAGGGGCGUGCCGAUGUGCAAAUGAGAACUUGUAAUGCUGCAGAUAAAAAUCAGAUUUGGAAAUUUGAGAAAUAAUCACUGCUGGUAGUAUGAAUCGAAUGGACUGUAAUCUCCAAGGUUUUUACAUGUUUGAUUGUAUACCUUGGAAUGUCUUCAGAUGCAUCUGUAGUGGUGUAGAAACCGCAUCUGCUGUGGUGAACUGUAUGGAAAGCAAAAGUAAAUGCUGGGCUUUAGCUUCUAAAACGUCGAAUACAGAUCUAAUGCCUUUUAUUUUUGUAAAAUUUUGAUCCGUUAUUUUCGUACUUUUGUCUGUCUUGAUUAUGGUUAAACAAAGGCUUCUGAGGGGACUGAGGAGGGAUUUUUUUUUUUUCCCUUAAAAAACCCCCACA